Messenger RNA from Wyeomyia smithii (pitcher-plant mosquito), 3453 nucleotides. Its product is annotated as glucose dehydrogenase [FAD, quinone]-like. The record is from RefSeq and is a predicted model, not a curated record. NCBI's taxonomy places the organism in Eukaryota, Metazoa, Arthropoda, Insecta, Diptera, Culicidae. The transcript is spliced from 2 exons. Bases 1358 to 3253 code for a protein of 631 amino acids. Gene Ontology annotation, molecular function: flavin adenine dinucleotide binding; ecdysone oxidase activity.
UAAAAAUGGUAUCGUUCUUUACUAUUCAACGAUUUCGUGUUUCAUAAUAGACUAUUUUAACUGUCACGAAAAAGUAAAUUGUUUCAAAUUCAUUAUGCAAUCCUCUUACAACUGUUAUAGGAGUUUUCAAGGAAUAUGAAUAUCAACGUGUAUCAUAUAAAAUAGAAAUCCUACAAUUUUGCACUGCAAUUAAGUUUAGUACUGUAGACAACUAUACUGCGAUGAAACCUGAUUUUUUGUGUGCAUUUAUACGAGGAAAAAUAUGCAGUCAUAUAUCACGGAUUGUACGACCCAUAUAUGAUGAAAGAUAAUUUGAACUGGUUAUAACAUGAACUUUAUACAAUUUCGAUUGAAAUUGGAUGUUUAUACGAUUUUGUAUUGCCAUUUUAAUACGAUUUCUGGUUAUCUGGGAUUCUCUUUUAAUGUUUUUUGUUAUUGCACUACUUUUAUGUUUGCGAUCUGCUGUUUGUACCCCAUGCAUUAUCACAAGAAACGGAGUGAUUUCUGUACACAUCUUUUAUUAACUAGAGUGACAUAUGGCUGCUGCAAGCGUAUUACACUAAUUAAUUUACUGCCUUUACCGAGCAAAUGGAAUAUGAUAACGAAAAGCACACUGUUAUAAUGAACAGGGCAGUAUCAGCGGUGAAUGUGGGUCUGCUAUACAAAUCCGAUGAGUAAAGUACGAUUACCUAAGCGAUCACUUUCCCUGAGGCGCCUGAAAAAUUAUUUGCUUCCAACCACAAAGUAUGUUAAAGAGCGACGGUGUACCUGUAAAUAAAAGGAAAAAAAACUUUUAAUUAAGCUAGAACUUUUUGUAAUAAUCUACGAAUAGAAUUAGGAUAGAAUCUAUGAAUUCGAUUUCAACAUCUAAAAAUGAUAAAUUAUACCCCAAAAAUGUGUCAUCAUUUUAUAGAUUUAAAAAAAACAGUGAAUUCUAAUAAAAUCGAAUUUUUGCUUAGUCACAUUACGAGAAAACUUAUUGUUGCAGUCUACCAAAACAAAUCAACACAACCAAACACAGUAGCGGUUGUGUUGCCAGUCUAAUAAGUAGUCAAUGUAUGCAUCUGUCAGUUAGAGCGUCAAACCUAUAAAUAUUCGCCGGUCAUCACACAGACCCUUGUUGUCUUUUCAACAAGCGUAAACAAUUGUUGGGGUGUUCGCUAUCAUACCGCAAAUAGUUGUAAAGGCACCGGUAUUCUAUAAAGUUGCGUACAAACAGCUCCGUCCGCUUAGAGCAACAGUAGAACUCAAUCAAGCAGGAUUACCCGAGAAUCUACCGACUUGGCCAACGUUGUGAAGCUGUUAAUAAGAGUUUAUUUUUUACAGAUCGGUCUAAGUCCGACUUGAGCGUAGCGCAAUGGAGGCACUACUCAACAGUCAAUGUGCGGCGCAAAGUCUGGGGCCUGCCAACCAGCUAUUUGCGAUGCUGAUCCAAACCAUUAUGGCGGCACAGUGUAGUAUUUCACCACCGGACAUGUGGCCCAAGGAUUACGGACCAACAGCCCUAGCGGAAGGUUUGGGCGAAUACGACUUUAUCAUAGUGGGUGCCGGAUCGGCCGGUUCGGUAGUGGCCAAUCGUUUGUCGGAAAACCCCGAUUGGAAGAUUCUGCUCCUGGAGGCCGGUGGUGAUCCACCGAUUGAAUCUGAGAUACCGGAUAUGUUUUUCUCAGUACAGCGAACGGAAUGGGACUGGGCUUUCUUCGCGGAGCCUUCGGAAUAUUACAGUAAGAGUUCGGCCCAAGGUAGUUACUGGCCAAGAGGUAAGAUGCUAGGGGGAAGCGGAGGACUUAACGCUAUGCUUUACGUACGAGGCAAUCGUAGAGAUUACGAUCACUGGGAGGAACUCGGUAAUACCGGCUGGGGAUAUGAUAGUGUGCUGCCCUAUUUCCGAAAGUCAGAGGAUAAUAAGGACCCGGAGAUUGCCGACUCGUUUGAUGGAAAGUAUCAUGGUAAAGAUGGGUAUUUGAAAGUACAAAAGUUUCCUGUCGAUGAUCCCUUAUUAGAGGUAGUUUUGGAAGGUGGAAGACAGUUAGGUUACAAAACUUUGAACGAUAUCAAUGGAGAAGAGCACAUCGGUUUCGCACAACUGCAGGGCACUACAGACAACGGAGCCCGCUGUAGUCCAGCAAAAGCAUUUUUAGUCCCGAUAAAAGAUAGACCCAAUCUACACAUAAUUAAACACGCUAGGGUAAUCAAUGUGGAACAGGAUAAGCAGGGAGCUAUCCGAUGGGUUAACUUCUACCUGCAGGAGAAGCAUCUUAAAUCCGCGAAGGCUAGCAAAGAAGUAAUCAUAUCCGCCGGAACAGUCAGUACACCACAAAUUUUAAUGCUUUCCGGUGUUGGCCCCCGAUCGCUUUUAGAAGAGUUAGAUAUAAAUGUGCUUGCAGAUUUACCAGUAGGAAAAAACCUUCAGGAUCACUUAAUUGUACCGCUGCUAUACAAGCUGAACAAAUCUACGGCAAAAAAUUAUGACACACAAAGAGAGUACCUGAAAAACUUCAUUCAGUAUCUAUUGCACAAAACAGGGCGUUUGGCAUCACACGCCGUAACUUCGAUUUCGGGCUUCGUUAACACUGUAAACGAAACGGCUAGCUAUCCCGACAUACAGUUCCACUUUUUCGAAUUCAAGAAAGGGUCGAAGAAAACUAUACUGUACACCGAAAAAGUGGGAUACAACGAGGAAAUUUCCGAAUCAUUCCUGCAGGCAACUGAAGAAGCCGAUGUGUUGAUGGUGUUUGUGACCCUGUUAACACCAAAAUCCAGAGGGUAUGUGAAGAUUGCAACUGCAGACUGGAAAAUAUAUCGCCCUCCGGAAAUUUUCGCCGACUAUUUGAAAGAAUCCGAGGAUAUUGCUACGGUACGACGCGCAAUUAAAAUUAUGCAACGUAUGAGUAAUACAGACGUAUUCAGGGAACACGAAGCAGAGUUACAUCGUAUGAAUAUUCCGGAAUGUGACAAAUUGACUUACGAUGGGGACGAGUACUGGGAAUGUUAUAUACGACAUAUGACCAUUACACUAUACCAUCCUGUGGGAACAGCCAGAAUGGGUCCCGAUGAUGACCUAUCGGCGGUAGUAGAUGCAAGAUUGAAAGUUAAAAAAGUUUCCGGAUUGCGAGUGGUAGAUGGUAGCAUUAUGCCCGUUAUCGUAUCCGGAAAUACUAACGCACCAAUAAUAAUGAUAGGAGAAAAAGCUUCCGAUUUAAUCAAAGAAGACUGGUCUUCGAAAAAAGCAAAGAAGCACACCGAGUUAUAAAAAAAUAGUGUUUUAUUGUUGUUAUUUUGCAUGUAAGUGUUGCUUUAUACGUUCUAAUGCGCAAGCCAAAAUGAGUGCUAGUAUCAAUGUUAUCACCAUUUUAUCAUAAUUACAAUUCAUCCAUUUUUUUCGCAUGCUACGUUCGGUUUUUUUCUUUUUUUCGAAAAUCCUAUAAAUAUUCAAUUGACUAUAUAUACCAU